This is a messenger RNA of Laccaria bicolor S238N-H82, 1038 nucleotides long. RefSeq lists its product as uncharacterized. The transcript has 3 exons. The record is from RefSeq and is a predicted model, not a curated record. Lineage: Eukaryota; Fungi; Basidiomycota; Agaricomycetes; Agaricales; Hydnangiaceae. Bases 1 to 1038 code for a protein of 345 amino acids.
AUGAAUAUUGAUAAUAUUCGUGAUACCAAUUUGGUUACUCUUGAUGGUGUUGUAAUGGGCCCUCAGUGUUGUACUUAUGAUGACUGUUCAAAUGAUCUCUCUCAUGCUCGAGGUGGAUCUUUAUGUGACAUACAUCACAAUAUGCUUGCUUCACGAUGCUUAGUUCAGGAUUGUCAUAAUCAGAGAGUUCAAGGUACACUUGCCUGUCAGGAACAUCAACUACAAUGGAAGAAACAUUCUAAAAACAGCAACCGCAAAAAUCAAUCUGGAGUUCGUAGAAUGUUACAAAGGCCUGCAGAGAAUCAUCCUUGGCAACCUAACCGUAGAGGGGCAAAUCCACAACAACAUGAUGAUCUAAAUGCUGAUCCACCUCACUCAAAAAACUACUUUAGUCCAGAUCAGUUUUAUUGUGUUGAAACUAUUUGUGCUCCUUGUGGGGUGGUUAUUGCCUGGACUAAAUUUGACAAGUCAGAAUCACCAACAAAUAUACUAAACUUCUUGGGAUCAGUAUAUCCAACUGAAGAGUCAUGGCCUGCCUAUAUCUGCAUUGACAAAGCCUGCCAAGUUCUUCAAACUGCAGUGGCUAAUGGAAGCUGGGAGAUCUGGAAAAAAACCACCAGAUUUAUUGUUGAUUCUUAUCAUUACAUCAAUCACCGAGUGACAGAUUAUCUCUGCCGAAAAUACUGUAAUCCAUCACCAGGAGAUGGAUCUGCUCCAAAUCUGGUAGUUAUGGCCUUUGACAAAAAAGGGAAUCCAUAUGUAAAACGGGCAUUCAAUACACAGGUUUGUGAACAGCUCAAUGCAUGGCUUGGUGGAUAUCAAUCAAUUCUCAAAUGCAUGACCCCAGGCAACUUUAACUGGUUUUUGCACUCUAUGUUAUUUUAUCAUACCAAAUAUGUUCUCCGAAAACAGCUGGUGAAGAAAAAGAGAGAAGAAGAUGCAGAGGAACUGAAGAGACAGCAGGAAGAGGAUGCUGAAGAAGAGGAAGGCUUGGGAUUGGAUGAGGAAAUUGUAGAAGAGGAUGAAGAGGAUGAGUAA